AUGAUAUGGAACACACAAGGUACUGGAAGUCGAGAAUUCAUCAAUGUAUUGAAAGAAAUUGUUAGAGUGAAUAAACCAUGUGUCCUUGCUCUUGUUGAGACACAUAUGGGAGGCGAUCAUGCUCAAAAAAUAGCUUCUAUUCUCAAUUACAAUGGCCACACGAGAGUGGAUGCUCAAGGAUAUAGCGGAGGCAUUUGGAUUUACUGGAAGCCGGAAUUGGUGAAAGUGGAUCCAAUUACCAAACAUAAUCAGUAUAUCACAAUGAUGAUCACUAGAGUAGGUGAAAUUCCGUGGUACUUCACUGCUAUCUACGCUAGUCCUGACCCUUCAAAGAGGAGUGAAUUAUGGUAUGAAUUUAGGAAAUUUGCUGAUAAUAACAACCAGCCUUGGCUACUUGCUGGUGAUUUUAAUGAGACAAGAUACUCUUGGGAAAGAAAUUCAAGCUGCCCUGAAACCUCCAGAAGGAGUGAAAGAUUUAAUGCGUGGGUUGAUGACACCCAACUCCUCGAACUAGAAUUCUCGGGCCCUUCUCACACUUGGCUAGGGGAAAUUCAUAUGAUACAUAUCAAAGUGCAAGGCUUGACAGGGCUUUGUGUAAACUCAGAAUGGGGUUUACGCAAGAGGAGUUGCUUUGGUACCAGAAAAGCUCGCGUGGAUUGGUUAGCUGACGGGGACCGCAACACCACCUUCUUUCAUUUAAGUACAGUGGUGAAAAGAUGGAGGAACAAGAUUGUCGCAGUUAAGGAUGAAAACAACCAAUGGAUACAUGAUAAGGAAGAGGUGAAGAACCUAAUUGUGAAUUAUUUUCGAAAUCUCUUCACUGAUGAUGGUGUCCAUGGGGAGUAUAACAUCCCUACAGGAAUGUGUUCACCAUUUUCAAGCUCGGAUUUAGACAAAUUGAGCAGACCUUACUCUAAAUGUGAUAUUGAUUAUGUGAUCCAGAAUAUGGGUUCCCUUAAAGCGCCGGGUCGGAUGGAUUCCAAGCUUUAUUUUAUCAGAAAAAUUGGGAAUUAG
Messenger RNA from Chenopodium quinoa (quinoa), 1014 nucleotides. RefSeq lists its product as uncharacterized. Gene Ontology annotation, molecular function: catalytic activity. The transcript has 2 exons. Lineage: Eukaryota; Viridiplantae; Streptophyta; Magnoliopsida; Caryophyllales; Amaranthaceae. The record is from RefSeq and is a predicted model, not a curated record. Bases 1 to 1014 code for a protein of 337 amino acids.